AUGGCGGCAGUUUACAAGACAGUUUCUAAGAAGAAGGCCCGGCAAGUGACCGAGGAUAUGGAUGAGGACUCUGAUAUCCCCAUGGAUGAGCUCCUCGAGGAUGCCGACGAUACCACCGACAGCGAAGAGGAGGAUGAAGUGGAGGACCGCAUCGCUGAGGCCAGGAAGCAGCUUGCGGCUGGUUUCAUGCCCAAGACUCGUGUUCUGAUUUUGACAUCGCGUGGUGUCACACACCGCCACCGACACUUGAUGUCCGACCUUUGCGCUCUCCUCCCUCAUACCCACAAAGAGACCAAACUCGACACUAAGAAGAAGACCGCUGGCUACAACCUCCUGCUGAACUCUCUCGCCGAUCUCCACUCGUGCAACAUGAUUUUCUUCCUCGAGGCCCGCAAGAACGGCCAAGAUCUCUACCUUUGGCUCUCGCGCCCGCCCAACGGUCCCACCAUCAAAUUCCACCUGAACAACUUGCACACUAUGGGCGAGCUCGGCGCUGGUUUCGCAGGCAACUGUCUGAAGGGUGGACGUGGUAUUGUCGUUUUCGAUCGGUCAUUCGACGAGCAGGGUCCCGACAUGAGUGUCCCCGGUGCUGAGUACCGCGGCCUGGUCCGUGAGAUGCUGCGCGGGAUCUUCUGUGUCCCCAAGCGCGGUGUCAAGGGCAUGAAGCCCUUCGUUGACCGCAUUAUCGGUGUUUUCGGUGUGGACGGCAAGAUCUGGAUUCGCGUCUACGAGAUCCGCGAGUCUGAGGGUGGUGCCAAGAAGAAGGACGGCGAGGAGGCUGCCCCGAAGGCCAAGGACGGACAACCCGAGGUGUCUCUGGUUGAGAUCGGUCCUCGCUUCGUGUUGACCCCUAUCGUCAUUCUGGAGGGCAGCUUCGGUGGCCCCGUCAUCUACGAGAACAAGGAGUAUGUCAGCCCCAACCAGGUCCGUCGCGAGGCUCGGAUGGGUAAGGCUGGCCGGUACGCUCAGCGUCGGGAGGUGCAGACCGAUCGUAUCACCAAGCGGACGGAUCUGGGUCUUUCGGACAACUCUUCGCGGAAACCCGAUGCGCUAGAGACGAGGAAGUUGUUCGCAUAG
Molecule: messenger RNA, 1077 nt
Organism: Penicillium cataractarum
Lineage: Eukaryota; Fungi; Ascomycota; Eurotiomycetes; Eurotiales; Aspergillaceae
Product: ribosome biogenesis protein BRX1
Exons: 2
Coding region: 1-1077 (358 amino acids)
Biological process (GO): ribosomal large subunit assembly; rRNA processing
Cellular component (GO): nucleolus
Molecular function (GO): rRNA binding
Source: RefSeq, a predicted model, not a curated record